Molecule: messenger RNA, 1993 nt
Organism: Aegilops tauschii subsp. strangulata
Lineage: Eukaryota; Viridiplantae; Streptophyta; Magnoliopsida; Poales; Poaceae
Source: RefSeq, a predicted model, not a curated record
GGGCCGCUUACUUCUGCCCACCCGAGCGAGAAAGCUGGCGCAGGCUGUAGUUUCUGCUCGUAUCGUUCGAUGGCUGAUGGACGGUGCAGCGCGAAGGACGUCCCUCGGCAGUAGAACUUCCUAAGUCAGAGGAUCUCGUUCCUCCGCCUCCGCCGCCGCCGCCUUUCAUCCUGCUAGGCACAUCAGGGCUUCCAGAAUUGAUUCGCGUUCGGUGGGUCUUAGCUAGAGGUAAAAUUUGGAAUUGGAGGCAUACGGGAUUUGAUUCCGCUACUUCAGUCAGGAUACUCGACUACUGCCUCGCCCGGUUAAUUUGGCGAGGACGAUGAAUCGUGCGUUCGCCAACGUCAUAGUGCGCGAUUACGGCAGUAAAUUUUACUCGCUGCUCCGGGUCAACCUCAAGCAGCAUCUCUUCCACCGCUCAGCAGCAGCAGCAGAAAAGGCGAGUAACAAGAAGGGACUGCCAUCGGCGAUCCCGAGCUUGGAGCCUCUGCCCGAGCACAAGAUCAACUUCUCGACGCCGCCACAAAGAUGGACGGCGCAACGGACUUGCACUUCUUCUCCCUGCUGAAAGGGCAGGCAGAGGGCCGUGUCAUGUUCGCCGGCCCUUUCGCCAAUCCCGUGAUGUACGACAUUGACAUGGACGCCGUCAUCGCCAUGCCCCAGACUAACUUCAGCAAACAGAGGGACUCAAUCUCCUUGUCCAUGACUAGGCCUGGGAGCCAAGACGACGACGAACAGCACUAUGUCUUGAGCAAAGAACCGAGCAAUGUCUUGUUUGAGGUCUUGGAGUACGGGAGGAACGGCUCCGCCAGGGGGGGUCCAUCCGCUGGGACUGAACGGAGGUGGCACUGGCAACAUCUGCCCUCGCCGCCGAUGCGUGGACCGUACCUGCCUAGCCUCCACAGGAGAGAGGUCAUCCACCCCUCCGCGGCGGCGGUGGUCGAUGAGACGACUUUGUGUGUGUCGUCUGUGGAAACCGGAGCCUAUGCCUUUGACACGGUGAAAGGUGAGUGGAGGAAGGCUGGAAGCUGGGCGCUGCCCUUCCAUGGCGCGGCGGAGUACGUCCCUGAACUCGGCCUCUGGUUUGGCGUCAAUGCUGCCGUCGGCAACACCCACCACUGUCUGGGUGCCUUCGACCUGUCUUCCUGGCCACCCGUGGAGCACCGCACCUGGAACUAUCUUGAUCCGCUGUCCGACAAGUGGUUGACAUGGCAGAGGCACCUACUCAACCUUGGCUCAGGCAAGUUCUGCAUCGCCACCAGCUUUCAAAAUAUCGAGUGGCACACACCAUGUAAUGCAGCAGGCUACCCUUUACACGGGCUAGAUGAUGAGAUGGUGGUCAAUGACCUUAUCAUCUUGACGGGCGUCGAGGUUGUGCGUUGUGGCGACAGGCUCAAGAUGAUCAACCACAAGUCUAAACACCUUGAAGGCAUUGAAAUCCACUGCGUGCUCUGACCCAAAACUCGUCUGUUUCUUCGGGACUAGAUGUGUGCGGGGUUCAUUUCUUCUUGGAUCGUAGUGAAAUUAUAUGUGCAAGGGGUUCAUUUCUUCUCGGAUCGUAAUGAAAUUAUAUGCUUCUCUUUCAUGGCCAUGAAGGAAACUUUGCAGGAUGCGCAUCUGUCCUGAUUGUUUUCUCGUUGGAGUUUAGAUCACUGUAGAUACUCCCUCGUAUAUAAGAUUCUCAAUUCUAGACCUGUUUGAUUUUUGUGAAUUUUUUUUGCAACCUGAAUCGACCAAUAACGGAGCAAGGUGAGUUCUCAGCUCAAACACACAGGAUAUAUGUUAGUCAUGUUUCGCCCGCAGCUGUGCCGACCAUCCUUGCAUCAGCAAAGUUAAUACUUCACAUCUAAUUUCAUUGAUCUAUCACACCUGUCUCCGUUUCAUGUAUGUCGUCGUUCUACUUGUAUCUUAUUAUUGAGCAAGACUAGGCUCACUCCAAAUCCUACAGGCGUGUCUUGCUAUGAUGAGGCCCUGCACAGGUAAGUUGUCUGCA